GCCUUGUUGCAGCUGCAUGUGCGACAAAGCAGACAACAUGAGAUGUGGACGGACAACGUCACCGUUCAUCAGCACCGGCGAGAUAGACCGACCAUCGCAAUCAUGCAGAGAUCGCGUUUGCCAAAACACCAACUUACGAUGGAGCAGGAGCGAUGCGGCAGCAAUGAUGCAUGCAAGUCGGCAGAACCAUUUCCUCCGUCUCCCGCGGUGUUUGGCUUAUCCCCGCAUGUUACCCGAUUGGGAAGUCGUAACUCCGACAUGCUUGGAGGAAGGAGACAUAUAAAGUCAGAGGCAGUCGCGAUGCUGCAAAUGACAAAACAAGCUGAUCAAAGCAUUAGCAACUUCAAUCCUCACACUGACUCAAUAAUCACACUCAACAUGACUUCCUUCAUCAAGAAAGUAGCCAUUGUCGGCGCCAGCGGGAACAUGGGCUCACACACCAUCAACGAACUCCUGAGACUCGGAAACCACGAAGUCACAGCUCUGACCCGCAAAGGCAGCAAUCUUUCUGUCCCACCGGCCGUCAACAUCAUCGAAGUCGACUACGACGACAUCUCAAACCUGACAGAAGCACUCAAAGGACAAGACUUCCUCAUGAUCACUCUCUCGGUCACAGCGCCCGAUCACAUCCACAGUAAUCUCGUCUCUGCGGCCGGAGCAGCAGGAAUCAAAUACGUCAUGCCCAAUGCCUACGGUUUCGACUUUACGAACCCAGACGUGGUGGCUGAUAUCCCUGUUGCUUCCAAGGUUUACUCGUACUUCCCUCAGAUUGAGGAGCUAGGCAUGAGUCAUUUCUCCUUGGUGUGCAGCUUCUGGUAUGAGUGGAGUUUGGGUAUUGGUGACCUAUACGGUAUUGACAUUAGAGAGAAGAAAGCAACAUUCUUUGAUGAUGGAAAGACAGUCAUCAAUACCAGUACUUGGGAACAAUGCGGUCGAGCUGUUGCGAAGAUCCUUUCUCUACCUGUCGAGGGUGGAGACAACAGCUUGGAAGCCUACAAAAACAAGAGUUUUUACAUCAGCAGUUUUAGAGUCAGCCAAAGGGAUAUGCUGGACUCAGUCCACAGAGUUCUCGGUACCAGUGAUGCGGACUGGGAGAUUGGUUAUCAGCCCAGCAAAGAGAGAUAUGCCAAAGGGAUGGAGGCUAUGAAGACGGGAGAUCGAACUGCUUUUGCAAAAGCCAUGUACUCGAGAGUGUUUUAUCCGGAUGGCAGUGGUGACUACCAAAGUAGAAGAGGAUUGGACAAUGAGGUUUUGGGGUUGCCGACUGAGGAGUUGGAUGAGGCUACCAAGAGGACAGUUGAGCUGGUGGAAACUGGAUGGAAUCCUUUCGGCCAGUGAGAGAGGUUUCGUUGACCAUCUGAGACUUGAGAUAUUUCGUAGUUGUGAUAGUUCUUGCAAGUCAGUAGCACUCAUCGCUUCAACGAUUGC
Messenger RNA from Aureobasidium subglaciale EXF-2481, 1428 nucleotides. RefSeq lists its product as uncharacterized. The transcript is spliced from 2 exons. NCBI's taxonomy places the organism in Eukaryota, Fungi, Ascomycota, Dothideomycetes, Dothideales, Saccotheciaceae. The record is from RefSeq and is a predicted model, not a curated record. Bases 139 to 1338 code for a protein of 399 amino acids. Gene Ontology annotation, molecular function: oxidoreductase activity.